Molecule: messenger RNA, 2239 nt
Organism: Monodelphis domestica (gray short-tailed opossum)
Lineage: Eukaryota; Metazoa; Chordata; Mammalia; Didelphimorphia; Didelphidae
Biological process (GO): regulation of transcription by RNA polymerase II
Cellular component (GO): nucleus
Molecular function (GO): RNA polymerase II transcription regulatory region sequence-specific DNA binding; DNA-binding transcription factor activity, RNA polymerase II-specific
Source: RefSeq, a predicted model, not a curated record
AACAAAUUCUGUGGAGAAAUCAGAGAAACCAGGAGUCACAUUUGGGGCAUUUCAUCUUUACUCAUUUCAGAAAAGUACCAACAUGUAUACUGGAGAGAAAUUCUACAAGUGCCCUCAAUGUAGGAAAGCUUUUAAUAAAAGCUCAAAACUCAUUUUACAUCAGAGAAUUCAUGUUGGAGAAAACCCUUAUGAAUGCAAUGACUGUGGGAAAGGUUUCCGUCAUAGGUCAAAACUUAACAUACAUCGGAGAGCACAUACUAGAAAAAAUCCUUAUCAAUGCAAUGACUGUGGGAAAAUGUUUAUUAAUGACUCAAAACUUAUUUUGCAUCAGAGGAUUCAUACUGGUGAGAAGCCUUUUAAAUGCAAUGAUUGUGGGAAAGUCUUCAGUCAUAGGUCAAAACUUAUUAUACACAAGAGAAUUCAUACUGGUGAGAAACCUUUUAAAUGUCAUGAUUGUGGGAAGGCCUUUAUUCGGAGUUCCCACCUCCUUCAACACCAGAGAAUUCAUACUGAUGAGAAGCCAUUUCAAUGUCAUGAUUGUGGGAAGGCCUUUAAUCAGAAUUCCCACCUCCUUCAACACCAGAGAAUUCAUACUGGUGAGAAGCCAUUUAAAUGUGAUGAUUGUGGGAAGGCCUUUAAUCAGAAUUCCAACCUCUCUGUUCACCAAAGAAUUCAUACUAGUGAGAGGCCGUUUCAAUGUAAUGAUUGUGGUAAGGCCUUUAAUCGGAGUUCCCACCUCCUUCAACACCAGAGAAUUCAUAGUGGUGAGAAGCCAUUUAAAUGUGAUGAUUGUGGGAAGGCCUUUAAUCAGAAUUCCCACCUCCUUCAACACCAGAGAAUUCAUACUGGUGAGAAGCCAUUUCAAUGUCAUGGUACUGGGAAGGCCUUUAAUCCGAAUUCCAACAUCUCUAUUCACCAAAGAAUUCAUAAUAUUGAGAGGCUAUUUAAAUGUAAUGAUUGUGGGAAAGCCUUUAAACAGAGUUCCCACCUCCUUCAACACCAAAGAAUUCAUACUGGUGAGAAGCCAUUUCAAUGUCAUGAUUGUGGGAAGGCCUUUAAUCAGAAUUCCAACCUCUCUGUUCACCAAAGAAUACAUACUGGUGAGAAGCCAUUUCAAUGUCAUGAUUGUGGGAAGGCCUUUAAUCAGAAUUCCCACCUCCUUCGGCACCAGAGAAUUCAUACUGGUGAGAAGCCUUUUAAAUGUAAUGAUUGUGAGAAGGCCUUUAAUCGGAGUUCCCACCUCCUUCAACACCAGAGAAUUCAUACUGGUGAGAAGCCUUUUAAAUGUAAUGAUUGUGAGAAGGCCUUUAAUCGGAGUUCCCACCUCCUUCAACACCAGAGAAUUCAUACUGGUGAGAAGCCAUUUAAAUGUGAUGAUUGUGAGAAGGCCUUUAAUCGGAGUUCCCACCUCCUUCAACACCAGAGAAUUCAUACUGGUGAGAAGCCUUUUAAAUGUAAUGAUUGUGAGAAGGCCUUUAAUCAGAGUUCCCACCUCCUUCAACACCAGAGAAUUCAUAGUGGUGAGAAGCCUUUUAAAUGUGAUGAUUGUGAGAAGGCCUUUAAUCAGAGUUCCAACCUCCUUCAACACCAGAGAAUUCAUAGUGGUGAGAAGCCAUUUAAAUGUGAUGAUUGUGGGAAGGCCUUUAAUCAGAAUUCCCACCUCCUUCAGCACCAGAGUAUCCAUACUGGUGAGAAGCCUUUUAAAUGUAAUGAUUGUGAGAAGGCCUUUAAUGGGAGUUCUACCCUCCUUAAACACCAGAGAAUUCAUACUGGUGAGAAGCCAUUUAAAUGUAAUGAUUGUGGGAAGGCCUUUAAUCAGAAUUCCCACCUCCUUCAGCACCAGAGAAUUCAUACUGGUGAGAAGCCAUUUCAAUGUAAUGAUUGUGGUAAGGCCUUUAAUCAGAGUUCCAACCUCCUUAAACACCAGAGAAUUCAUACUGGUGAGAAGCCAUUUAAAUGUAAUGAUUGUGGGAAGGCCUUUAAUCGGAGUUCAAAUUUAAUUGUCCAUCAGAGAAUUCAUACUGGAAAGCUCAUUAAAAAAUCAUGAAUGUGGUAAAGAUUUCAAUAAGAGAACAAACUUCCUGGUACAUCAGAGAAUUCACAUUGGUGAGGAACCUUAUAAAUAUGAAGGCUGUGAGAAAGUCCUCAGUUUUCAGUCAUAUUUUCUUGACCAUCAGAGGGCCCAUAUUGGUGAGAAACUUUAGUAAUGUGAUGAAUAUUCCAAAGGGCUCUGUAAGCA